This is a messenger RNA of Colletotrichum scovillei, 2613 nucleotides long. Its product is annotated as cytochrome b5-like Heme/Steroid binding domain-containing protein. NCBI's taxonomy places the organism in Eukaryota, Fungi, Ascomycota, Sordariomycetes, Glomerellales, Glomerellaceae. The coding region runs from base 1 to 2613 and encodes 870 amino acids. Gene Ontology annotation, cellular component: intracellular membrane-bounded organelle; membrane. The transcript is spliced from 5 exons. Gene Ontology annotation, molecular function: heme binding. The record is from RefSeq and is a predicted model, not a curated record.
AUGAUUGCUCAGCGCUUGAGGUUAAGACGAUUGGAUCUCCGAAGACUGAGGCCAUGGUUCAAGGAAGAAUACACCAAAUGGGAUGCUACGGUAUAUGCCGAGACUCAACUGCGAUACAAAUUGAUCGACAUUGGGUUUUCGUCUAAAUCCCAUCACGACACACACGAAUCUGAUAUUCGGCACGAGAUUAAGAGCCUCUUGUGGCCAUAUGACCAUUGUCAAGAUGUCGCCAAAUUCAGAAUUGUACACAAAACGUCACAUAGGUUCCUCUACCACGCCUAUGCAUAUCUGUGGUUGGCAACGCUGCCCGUCAGGAAGAAGCCUACGCCAUCCACUCGUCCGACCUCAAGGCCACUGCAUCCCGAAAGACUGAGCAUACCCAAAGCUGCUGGAGGCCAGGAGCUCAUUGACCUUGCUACUGGUCAAAGGAAAAUAACAUCAGUAGCGACGGGCACGUACCUACACAACUCCUAUACCCCAAGCCACGACAAAGAGCUGUGCAUGGAAAACGCCAAACUGUCGUUUUUACGAUGGAAAGUUUACGGAAACGUGUCACAUGAGGUCGCUAAAGGUUUCGAGCGUGACUGGCGUGAUAUAAGGAGAAUGAUGGAUCAAUCUCCCUAUGACCAUGGGUGGUUAACUUACAAUUACAGAGACUUGCCCCCUUUCGUCAAUCACGAGAUACGUUACCCUAUCGUAGCAUCGCAGGGUCAAAGAAUCGUCUCGAACAUAAUUGACCUUGACGACGCCGAUCUUCCAUUGUGGGCAGUCGCGAGACCAGUGAUCGCUCAGGCGCCAGUCCCGUCGCGAGGCAAGUCUGCUGAGAUCACCCCUCCGCUUCGCCACUACCAUGUAGGCGAGAUUGGUGAUCACCAACGCGUCGGCAGCGGAGUCAAGUGGUUUGUCCACAAAACCGACGGUGAUGACAGGCAUUUGAUCUACGACUUCAGUGGGAUAUUGUCGUCGGAACAUGGGUGGGAUGAUGCGACUCGAGAGCAGCUGACAAUGAGGCCAGGUCCCUCCAGUACCAUCCUAAACAGAGUGCUUCGCACGGGAAACAUGAACGAGCAGACCCGCGAAUUGUGUUUGCAAAAUGGGCCUAUUGGACAAGUGAUGCGGUUUAUGCGCACGGAGAAUAUCAGACUGGCUGACAACAGAGACCCCUUAUCAUGUGUAGCCUUUGGUAACCACGUGUUUGAUCUGACAAGGGAUCUGAAAGACUUCCAAUUGCCACAACAUAUGCAUCCUUUACUGGUGAUUAUCAAGUCAAAACGACAGGGGAAUCCUCUCUUCAACGCAGUUCGUGCAGGAUUUAAUCCGGAUGUUAUUGUCGACUUCCUUCGGCCUUAUCAGAUUGGAAUCAGGACGCAAGAACUUGAGAGGCACAGCAUGUUUCGAUACCGCCAUUUCACGUUGAACGAAGUCAAGUGGCACGUUUACCCAGAGACAGGCAUCUAUACCGUCUUCCAAGGGGAUACGGUAAUCGAUCUUACAGACUUCAUGAAACUUCAUCCUGGUGGUAUGGAGAUUCUGCAAAGCGUCGCCGGAAAAGACUGUACACGGGAAUUUGAGCAGUACCAUCAAGUUCCGACGGGUUUCCUUGGUGUUACUACCCAUGUCUAUUUCGAAAGGCUGCAGGUUGGUCAGAUUGUCCCUGAGCAAAGCCCAGGCGUCAUAUCUCCGGAUCAAAUUGUAAUCCGAAAUCAAGUCUUCAGCCGAAAGGGUACCGACUUAGACGGGUUACGGAGUCUCCUGGCAUCCGAAGAACUUGAAGAAUACUGGGGAAAGGAUGUGACGGCCCAGAUGGACACAGCAAGCCCGCCACGAAUACUUUGCACAUUAUUUGAUACAAAGCGGCUUGUUGUCGCCAAGGUUGUCGCGCCAAUAGACGCACUGCCUUUCAUGGACGAUCAAAUGUUGGCGCGCAUGGACGGCAAAGUUGAGCCUUGGGGCUUCCAUGAAUCUUAUGUUUCUGAUGGCAAGUACAUAUACAACUUGACUUCGUACCUCAGAUACGGAAAACCUGGCGGGUACAAUGAGCUUUUGAAAGCUCGUGCCGGAACAACGCUCUCACACUCAUUACAAGACCAAGAACUGAAGCGAUGGCUGUGGUCAGACUUCCAAUAUCGAAUUAUAGCACAGCAUGGUCCGAAUCAAAAUAAUGCUGAUUUCGAUUGGAAAAGGUCUUUCAGGCCGAUUCCCGAAGAGAUGCCUGAUUUCACAGGUGGUGGAACUUCGAAAGUCACACCUGCUAUGUCGUUUGCUCAAGCUGCUGAAAAGGGCAAUGCGAGUAGUGCUUCAGACCAGAUUAUCCAACCAAUCCAGAGCUUGGCCGGCACGAAACGCAAGCGGAAUGGGAAGCUUAUGUUACAGAAAAAGAGCAUCAAGGCUGUUGAUACAAGCCGAUUUGCACUGCCAGAACAAGUAGCUGCAGGCGUGAAACGGAAGAGCUCGCCGACUCCGGUCCGGCCGUACAAGAAGGUAGUCAAAGAAUCUCGUGGCUCUGCUGGUGGUCCUUCGUCUAGGAUUGAAGGCUCAAGCGAAACAGGUUCAAGAGGAACAGAGAAGCCGAGGCAAGAAUGGGAGUGGAAGGACUUGUACAUGUAUCGAUGA